Molecule: messenger RNA, 802 nt
Organism: Drosophila montana
Lineage: Eukaryota; Metazoa; Arthropoda; Insecta; Diptera; Drosophilidae
Exons: 1
Coding region: 3-221 (72 amino acids)
Source: RefSeq, a predicted model, not a curated record
AAAUGCGUUCAGUUGACGAAGACAUGGAGAGUGGUAAACAUGGCGCGAAGAGCUUUAUGCACAAGCCAGCUGUUCGCAUUGGAAUCGUUGUUCUGGUUGUGCACGCUGUCUGCUGGAUCGGCUGGAGCGCCAUUAGUCCGGGUGUAAACAACAGUAAUCACGCGGCCAGGGCAAACGCCCAGCACCAACAGAUUCGAGCCGCAAUGGAAAGCAACAAAUAAAUACUCUUUGUAUUUACAUAUACAAGUUAAUUAGCUAUUUAAUUCCAUUGAUUCAUUCACACGCACUGUUGAAAUAUUGUUGGCAGUGACUGUUGCAGUUGAACUAAAACAUUUUGUAGUAAAUGUAAAAUUAAGUGACAAAGAAAGUUUGUGAAAAUUGUCAGUGAAGAAAAAGCUCUCUGAAUCAGUGCGAAAAAUCAAUCCAUCGAAAUAUAAACAAGUAUCUUGCACAUUGGUUAUUACCCUGGCAAACAAUAUGUGAAAUUAAAUUAAAAAUUAUUCUAUAUUGUUAGAAAUGAAGAAAUACGAAAUAUGCUGUAGAACAAUUCAAAAAUGUUAACAAUUUUGUGAAAGAUCUAGGCUAGCAUUUGUUUGCAUUAAUAUAUUUAUAGAAUAGAAAACAAAAUGAAAUAAUGAAAAUUGGUUUAUUGAUAUAAAAAAAUGUAAGCCAUAUAAUAAAUUUAAAAUAUUUAUAUUAAUCAAAGGAAAGAAACAUUUUUUAAAAAUUAUAAUUAAUUAUAAAUUAUUAUAAUUAUAAUAUGCGAAAUAAAUUAAUGGAAUAUACUUAAUUAUUAGAAAUA